AUGUGUGGCAAAAUGAGCAGUGCUCAGUUCAUAAAUGCCCACAGACUUUUAGAGGAAAGAGCCACAGACCUACUGAUCCCUGUCCUCUCCCACUUCUGGUCACAGCUUGCCUUAGCCAGAUCCAGCUCCUCGGGUGACUCCUCCAAGCCACAAAGACACCUCGUUGCUAUAUUGAAAGAAGAUAAAGAGACGUUUGGGUUUGAAAUCCAGACCGUUAGGUUUCCAAACCAAAAUGAUUUCUCCUUGGAGGUGUGCACUUGCAUCUGCAAAAUUCAAGAGGAAAGUCCUGCCCAUCUCUCUGGCCUACAGACUGGCGACAUCCUCGUCAGCAUCAACGGUGUCAACACCGAGGGCUUUGGUCACAAGCAGAUAGUGGACUUGAUAAAGUCUUCAGGGAACUACUUGAGGCUAGAGACGGUCAAUGGGGCCUUGUUCCUGCGGAAAAUGGAGCUGGAGGCCAAGCUGCAGGUACUCAAGCAAGCGCUGCACCAGCGGUGGGGGGAGCUGCGGGCGCUGCUGGCCCGGGAGCGGCACUUGCUGCACGGGAAGGCGAACGACAACGCUCUGCUGGGCGCGCUGGACCUGGAAGAGCCCAGCUCGUGUGGCGGCUGCAGCUCGCCAGGACCCCUCUUCCCGAGCAAGCCCCGCUUCUCCAGCGAGAGCAGCUCCCGCAGCCGGCUGAGCUCGAUGACGGUGGGCAGCGAGGACAGCUUCUUCCAGGGCAGCGCCUUCGAGGACUCGGCUGCAGAGAGCCUGAGCCGCCAGUCCAGCGUGGACGAUGACUGUGUGUUCCCCAGGGACGGGGACGGUGCCGCCGGGAGGUGCUCCCUGCGCAGGAACCGCAGCAUCAGCCUGGCCAGCAGCGGGUCCAUGUCCCCGCUCUGGGAGAGCAGCAGCUACUCCAGUAGUUUUGGGACCCUCCCGCGGAAAAGCAGGAGAGCCAGUGUCCGGAAGCAUCUUUUGAAAUUCAUUCCAGGGUUUCACCGGGCGGUGGAAGAGGAAGAAAGUCGUGUCUGACGUCACACGUGUCACCCUCGAUGUCUGGGCUCUGCCCGUGGGACCGAGGCCGCCCCUCGCCCCGGGCACUCCGUGGGUGGAGGGCGGUGGCACGGCAGGGCACUCCUGCAGGCAACAGCACUGAUGAGAUUUACACAGCUCUGGGCGUUUAAUUAUUUUCAUUUUUAAUCAGGGCACGCUGUGGACCUCUUCAUUAACGUGAGAAACGUGAAGAACCUUUGCAGAACUUCCUCAGCGAACUUUAGUGUUAAUAAGAGUUUUUAAUUGAAUGCAAAAUUGAUAGCUAUUUAUUUCC
Molecule: messenger RNA, 1312 nt
Organism: Manacus vitellinus (golden-collared manakin)
Lineage: Eukaryota; Metazoa; Chordata; Aves; Passeriformes; Pipridae
Gene: CYTIP
Product: cytohesin 1 interacting protein
Exons: 9
Coding region: 1-1017 (338 amino acids)
Biological process (GO): regulation of cell adhesion
Cellular component (GO): cell cortex
Molecular function (GO): protein binding
Source: RefSeq, a predicted model, not a curated record